Molecule: messenger RNA, 1681 nt
Organism: Gastrolobium bilobum
Lineage: Eukaryota; Viridiplantae; Streptophyta; Magnoliopsida; Fabales; Fabaceae
Product: peroxisomal adenine nucleotide carrier 1-like
Exons: 5
Coding region: 393-1355 (320 amino acids)
Biological process (GO): ATP transport; fatty acid beta-oxidation; peroxisome organization
Cellular component (GO): peroxisomal membrane
Molecular function (GO): ATP transmembrane transporter activity; ADP transmembrane transporter activity
Source: RefSeq, a predicted model, not a curated record
GAAGCAGCAAAGGAAAGGAACGAGAAAACCCCGUACGUUUCGAUUCCCAAAAAUAUACUCAACUCAACUUUGAAUUGAAGGUUGAAGCACGAAUUAAACAUUCAAUUCAACCCAAUCCUUACCUUUCUGUGCCUCACUUAGCUUCUUUGCUCUCUGGUCUCCAACCCUUCCUUCCUGCUCGAGUACACCCACAUACAACCGUUGUCCUUUAACUCAUACCCUUCCUUAUUCAAUCCAUGGGUGUCUUUGAAGCUCUCAAAGACAGCAGCUUUUGUCUCAUGUCAUUGAAAUCCCAACACCCUUUUGUCCAAUAACUCUAAAGUUUGUGUCUUGUUACUCUAUUCACUUUGUGUUCAUUCAUUCGCUUCUCUGCUUCUUUGGGUUUUGCUAAGAUGCAACUCGAUCUGGAGUCCUUGUCAGAAGCUACUUCUGGUGCCAUUGGAUCCCUUGUUAGCACCACCGUCUUGUACCCACUUGAUACUUGCAAGACCAAAUAUCAAGCUGAAGUUCAAGCUCACCAUCAGCGAAAAUACAGGAGAAUUUCUGAUGUUUUAUGGGAAGCAAUUUCUAAUCGUCAGGUGCUUUCAUUGUACCAAGGCCUUGGGACAAAAAACGUCCAGUCCUUUAUUUCGUCGUUUAUUUAUUUCUAUGGAUACAGCUACUUUAAGAAGCUAUAUUUGAAAAAAACUGGAAACAAUACCGUUGGAACAGCAGCAAACUUGAUUGCUGCUACUGCUGCUGGGGUCUGUACAAUAGUAAUAACACAGCCCUUAGAUACAGCAUCCUCAAGGAUGCAGACAAGUGAAUUUGGAAAAUCCAAAGGACUCUGGGAGACCCUUUCAGAGGGUACAUGGAGUGAGGCAUUUGACGGUCUUGGCAUAUCUAUUCUUUUAACAUCAAACCCAUCUAUUCAGUACACUGCAUUUGAUCAGCUGAAACAGAGACUACUAAAGGGUAAGAUGAGCAAGAAAACAGGAACAAAGUCAUCCCCGGAAGUUCUUUCUGCAUUUUCUGCUUUCAUGCUGGGUGCAGUUUCGAAAUGUGCUGCUACGUGCUUGACAUACCCAGCUAUCAGGUGUAAGGUGAUGAUUCAGGCUGCUGAUUCAGAUGAUGAUAAGAGUACAGAAGCUGAGAAGAAGGCACGGAGGACAAUCUCUGGAGCAAUCUAUACUAUUUGGAGAAGAGAAGGCCUGUUGGGAUUUUUCAAUGGAUUACAGGCGCAAAUAUUGAAAACUGUUCUCAGCUCUGCAUUACUUAUGAUGGUAAAGGAGAAGAUCACAAAGUCCACAUGGAUUCUGAUGCUCAUGAUUGGAAGAUACCUGUCUGUCAAUCCCCCCAAAUUGAAGGCAGCUUGAAUUUGUGAUGAGUAUAUUUUAAAUAAUUUCUCAUCCAAGAAUAUGCUAUAAUUGACUUUGUCUGGUGUGGAGGAAAAUAGUGGCAGAUGCAAGAAAUAUGAGCGUUGCUGGCGGUUAAGAUUGUGUUUCUAAAGAAGGAAUGCGAAAAAUGAAAAUUCAGAACAAUGGAGUCUGUCUCAUCUAAUAUGCUUUUUUCCUUGUUAAUAGAAGUAGCCUGUUUUCUGUUAGCUCUAUGUUAUGCACCUCCAAUUGGACUUGUGAUUUGUAUCAAAACUUCCAAGCUCAAAAUUGAUAUUAUUGAUGAUAAUGACAAGAAUAAAAUAACA